Dermacentor andersoni is the source of this 6925-nucleotide messenger RNA. Its product is annotated as band 7 protein AGAP004871-like. The record is from RefSeq and is a predicted model, not a curated record. NCBI's taxonomy places the organism in Eukaryota, Metazoa, Arthropoda, Arachnida, Ixodida, Ixodidae. Gene Ontology annotation, cellular component: plasma membrane.
AGCGCAUGGCGCAGCCGUCCCAGUCGGCUCGGCGUCCGCGCCGCGUGUUGGAGCGCGGGGGGGCGCGCUUCCACUGGGGGGCACACGAGCCCCGGUCGCGUUCCUCGCCCGAGGGGGGGACACGACCAUGCGACGCCUGACGGGCCGGCAGCCCGUCUCGCUGCUCGCGGGCCUCUGCCGUGCCGUCCCGGGCCGCCAGCCAGCGGCGCCCGUCGACCGCUGCUGACGGCGCUCGCGCCAACACGGCCACGUCGACGGCGGCACGCAUGACGCCGGACAACCCAGGCUCGAGUCCAGCCUUCUCGGAAGGCGACGAAGGAGGCGGAGGACGCAGGGUGGGCGGUGCAAGGCGGGUCUUCAAGUUCCGCAACCUGCGCAGCUUGGCCCGAACCCAACUGGGCCGAGCAGUGAACCGCGCCCGCGAACUCCGAGAAUCCGCGGAAGCUGGACUCGGGAUCUGUGGUUGGAUCCUCACCGUUCUGUCGUUCGUGAUUGUCGUGGCCACCUUUCCCUUCUCAUUGCUUUUUUGCAUCAAGGUCGUCCAGGAGUACGAACGCGCUGUUAUUUUCCGUUUGGGAAGGCUCCUGCAAGGGGGAUCGAAAGGGCCCGGUAUCUUUUUCAUUCUCCCCUGCAUCGAAAACUACACCAAGGUUGAUCUCAGGACGCUAACCUUUGAUGUUCCACCCCAAGAGGUGCUGACCAAGGACUCUGUGACCGUGUCGGUGGACGCAGUCGUGUACUACCGGGUGCACAAUGCGGCGGUGUCCGUCGCCAACGUGGAGAACGCCCACCACAGCACCCGCCUGCUCGCACAGACCACGCUGCGCAAUAUUCUGGGCACCCGGAACCUGCACGAGAUUCUCGCCGAUAGGGAGCAGAUAUCCAAUGCAAUGCAGAGCGCCCUGGACGAAUGCACCGAUGCUUGGGGCAUAAAGGUAGAGCGGGUGGAAAUCAAGGACGUGCGUUUACCGGUUCAACUGCAGAGAGCCAUGGCCGCCGAAGCUGAGGCUGCCAGAGAAGCACGAGCAAAGUUGAUUGCCGCCGAAGGAGAGCAGAAGUCGUCGCGAGCCCUGAAAGAGGCUGCGGACGUGAUGUCCCUAAGCCCAGCAGCCCUGCAGCUGCGCUACCUUCAGACACUGAAUACCAUUUCCGCCGAGAAGAAUUCCACCAUCAUCUUCCCGCUGCCCAUAGAUUUCCUCGCCUGCUUCAUGCCUGACAAGAAGAAGCACCGCGUCCUGGAUCCGGACCCGUAGUGGCGCGGCGUCCAUUCGAAUCGACCGAGAGGGAGAUCUUUGUCAACGCGUCGAACCGGUUCGUAUAGCCCGCUUAUGGCGGCUACAAUGGGUCGGGCCUGGGCUGCCCGCGACUCGUGUCCACCCGGCGAGGGUGGAGGAGUGCACCGGCGUCUGUUGCAUUGUUGUUGCUGCACGCGUGCUUGAAAGAAAAAUGCCAGGGAAGCGCCUUGGUACGCGUUGUUUUGCGAUGAGAGAGAGACAUGCUGUUGAAGUGUGGAUGAUCUGUUGAUUGUUGACAGGCGACGGGCUAUUUGCAUUCGCUCUCAUGUGUUCACAGGACGGAGGUUAAGGAAGAGCGGAAGUUGUUUUUGUUGACGUUAGCCGGAAUCACAUUUGUUUACACAGGUCUCUUUCUUGCCCAGUUGGAAAACGUGGGGCGCAAUGCACGCAUGCUUCAUUUCUGAACAAGCUUGUUUGAAGCUGCAUACAGAUUUCUAGAUGCGGAAGCUGUGAUAGCAUGAUAUGAACAUCAUAUCGAUUACAAUACGCCACCGUUCUACGGAAAGAACCGAAACUUCGAGUCAUUUAAGAAAUUAAUUGAACAUUUUUAACUAAUGUACCCACCUGCUAUUUAGCGACACACACAAAAAAAACCCAGAAGUAUACAGACAAGCCAGGCUAAGGAGAAAAAAAAUCGUACCUUUAAUCUUCCCGGAAUAGAUCGUGGAGCCGCUCGAUUAAAAAAAUGCAAUACUUGGCUCACAACGUUUGCGAACGGGAUCUCAUGCUGUUAUGUAUGCAUAGACAGAAAAAAUUGCUGGAAGGUUCAAAAGAAAAAAAUGCUCCACGAUCCAUUCAGACCAUACAUAUAAGGCUUUGGGUGAGUAAGCUUGAAGCAGUGCAAGAGUGGAAUUGUCACAAAACAAAAAGCAGCUGUAUAUACCUACGCGUUGAGCGAAGUGUAAUCAACAGCGAGAUCAUUGAUUUUGCAUUUUUAAGUAUUUUGAUGCAUAGCUUAAACACUAACGUAGCUUCAGCAUUAAUUAGCAGGUAUUUGUUGUGAUAGUUAAAGAAGCUGGAGCUGGUGCAAAUGGUCGCGCCACAAAUUACGAAAACAAUUUUUUUUUCAUUGAUCAUACGUUCAGAAAAAAAGUCGUUCAGUUUGAACUCUAGAAACGAGUUCCGGCGGGAUUAUGUUGCAUUUACGUCACAGAUAAGCUGCCCUCAUGAAAUGCCGAAGCGAAAUCUAUGCAUCGUUAUUUGAUGGGUGACUUGUCACUGGCAAUCCAUUCGUGUCUUUCUCUUCGAAGCACUUUCCUAGCAACGAUGUUAUCCACUCGCUUGUCCUCUUGUGCAAUCACGAGAGCAGGCAUGCACUUGGUCGCCACUAGCAUGAGCGCACCACACACACACUGCACGAGAGAGUGUGCAGUACCGCCUCGACGGUAGCCUUGGGGUAGCGGAGCCGAUGAUGACUGUCACGCAAGAAGCAUCCCGAAGGAAGUUUAGCUCUGGAGUAUGCGGGAAGACGGGGAUGGCCGAGGGGCGUAUGUAAAGAAAUAACAGAAGAAAGGGUCAGAAAAGGCGUCCUCCUCCCCCUCCAGCCCCCUACCGCUGAAGGUAGCGUCCGGCUGCUGAUACUGGAGCCCAAAUUCCCGGACUGCUCCGCGAGCGUUUCCGUGAAAUCGGCGGCAGUGGUGAGUGCCAUCCGAGCCCCUCCGUGGUCGGCGAGGCCAGUUGGGCAAAGCCGAUCCUUUGAACGCACGCGCAGUUUUCCUCUUCGGGCGGCGGCCGCGCUGCUAGGUGUGCGCGUGCCGCGCCUGCCCGCCGGCGCUGCCAGGCUGGUGGUCACUCUCUCAUACAUGGCGGUCUCGCACGCCGGCACGCUUGCUGCUUCGAGCACCAGCUGUUUAACCAUGGGCCAUCGGGGCGGGCAUGGUAAAAGGUUGCGCUGAGAGCAUGCCGUCUUACACUGUUAGCACUACAAGACAAGGGCGCUUCACGUCACAUUAUGACGCGAAUACGCUUUCAGACAGUGCCUGUGAGCUAGAGAGAGUAUAAACUUUUGUUAACAGAAACCCCCUCCCCGAUACUUAACGACCCGCCCCUCGCGGCGUAUCUUAAGCGAGCAGCUUGAUGUUCGCUGCCUUGGCCAACUGUGAAAGGACCAAAUUUGCGUGUUCGAGAGGCGUUUCAGCGUGAAUAUUUGGUUCGCAGUGUCUCGAAAUCACACUCCCACAUCAAACCGUUUUGGCUCAAGGUGCAAGCAUAUAUUAGACAAGAAAGAUCGCAUAUUCAACUAAAAAGGUAAACUUCCGCACACAACGAUAGCUUUUCUAUGCAGCGAUUUUCGUGAGCUUCAUUUAGAGUUUUCAAGCUUGUGCAAGAACGCAUGGGGUAUUCCGUAACUGUUUGUAUGUUUUUCCUCGUAGCGGCCAAGGUAACUGCAAUUUUUUAGGAAAAGCAAGUAACAAUACGCUUUCAUUAAACGGAUCGAAAUAGCAUGCUCAAUCUAAUUAAACCUUUCUGUCCGCUUAAUCAAAAUGUAUUGAGAGUAUGAUGCGACCACUCUGGCAGCGCUGGCCUUUACCUAACGUUCACUGUCCUCUGCUGCCCGUCGUCCAGAAAGGGAAGGCUCCUUUAUACAGCGCACAGUAUGAAGUGUCGUACAUGUGGCACUGCCACCGACAGAGUGCAAUGUCUUUUUCUAAGGAAUGUUAUGAGUGUAAAACUGAUUACACGUGCGGCGCAAUGAACUCUUGAGUCACUGGUGACAGCGGGCAGCGUGCACGUAAUAACCAUUAACAAGGUGGUCAUCACAAUAGAGAUGGCAUAAUUUAUUCGCCAAGGCUAAAUCAGUAUUUUCGUUGAGUAUUCGUAUAUAGUUGCUCGACAUGAUCGGCGGCCCUAUGUUUUCUUCCAACGCGCUUUUGGAAAAUGAAAAAAAAAAGAAAGAAUACAGUAUAUAGCCAAAACUGCUCAAAAUACAAGACCUGCGGCGCAGGCAUCCUAUUGGAUGCCUGCGCGAUGAAUUCACGAACACGUCUUGAGUUAAUGAGGCCAUACGAAUUUUCACUUCAGGUAAGCGUGAACCUCUCGCAACAGUUGUCGUGCCUGAGAGCUGCCAAUAUGCGAGAAGCAAUUCGCAACUAAUUUCUGCAACACCUUUUUGCAAGUUGCCGCGCGACGCCAGUGAUUCAGGUUAGAGCGAAUGGGACGCACAAACUGCCUGCUAUUUGCAGCACCAUCUAGGAGCAAAGGAACGUGCCAUGCGUGCCAGGAAGCAAUUUUGUUUCGCUGCUUCUUCGCAGCAGUCGUCGAAUUCUGACGGUCCUGCGACGAGCGAGCGUUUACACCCGACGCGAUCGCGCGCACCGCAUGCGCCCUCCGACUCCAGGAUCAGAAUAAUUUGUUGUUUUCCUGCGUUGACUGGUUGGCUGUAAACGAUCGCGAUCGUGUGCAUCAACGAUUGACGCGAUGCAUAAACUCUACUUGCAGGGGAGAAAGUGAAAGGAAAAAAAAAAUUACACGCGAUAACUUUCGUAGUCGAACGCGUGGAGUAACUUUUGUAAACCUAUAGCGUUUAGGUAUGAGCUAUAUCUUCGAGAGUUAAUCCAAUAGCAUAGAUUAAUCUGUUGCAACCGCAGUAUGUUACCUUGUUGGACCACCUAGGAUUAUUUAAAGAUUGGCGAAGUCUCGGAGAGCAUUCUUUUUUAUUCGUAUGUGAAGGGCAAGCUGUCACGUGCAUUUGCCAAAGCUAUAUAUAUAUAUAUAUAUAUAUAUAGGCGCCUCAACUGUCUGAGCUAUAGUGUUACAUUACUCUCGUUCUUGGCAACAUUGCUACGGCUAUAGGAACUUUUGAUUGAAGCACUCAAAACUUUCAAGCACAGCCAUUCCAACAGUAGCCUAAACCUCGAUGUUUCUGUUUCUGUGUAGUCGGGGAAGUCGGUUCCUCUGUGAAGGUAUAGGCACAAUCGCUUCAAAACAAACACUUACAAGGAGGCUGUGCAUGGCCGAAAUUAUUAGGUAGGUUCACCAGGCAUCGGUUACGAACCGAUGCCUGCUGAACUUACCUACUUCAGUAAAACAGGUGUUUUAUGUUAAAUUACGUGAUACUGACAGCUUUAGCCCUUCAUGAUCAGAAUAUUCAAGGCUAGUUGUUACGUUAGCACUAUAGGCGUAAGUUGCUUCACGUCUCAACAAUGGGUGUGGUAUCCUAUAGAUGGACGCCGAAACAGAUGCAAUAGAAAAAAAAUGCUUAUUCAAAGUAUCGCAUUCUCACCUGCAUUUAAAAGCGCGAUGUUAUCGAGGUUUGUCGAAUGGUAAUGUUUUGUUCUUGCUCUUAAUCUGACGUCAGACUUGUCUUUGGACAAAAAGAACAACAUUUUGUUUCAUUAUUCCGUUGAUUAAGUGUUCAUAUUGUCACCGCUUUAUUUAUUAUAUUGGUGUAUGUCUCGUUCUUUAUUCCUGCGAAAUUGUGCAUAAAUGCACACGACCACAUAUUUAUCAGCUCACUGCUUCAUAUAUUUAUUUGAUAGAUUCUCUAGUUUAUGCAGUCAGCAACAGGCAUAAGGAUAGAAGUACCAGACAGCAAAUAAUCCAUACCGACAGGUCCCCUAAUGCAUUAUGCUGUAGCGACAGUUUUUUUGUGACGCGCGUGUCUGUCUGUAAUGAGAGCACGGAUAUUUCUCUCUGAUUGUCCGUAGUUUGUAAGUAUAUCUACCUGCUUGUCAUAUUGCACGUAAGCAGCUUAUUACUACGCGCACGGGAAAAUAAUAAUAAACAAAUAAAUCUAUCUAACAGUUUCUAGGCAAAGCCGCUGGUAACCUUGAAAAGUAUUUUUGUAGUCCAACAUAUCCAUGAAUUAACCUUGCUGCAUUUAUUCCGCGUUUCUUAGCCGAGACAAUUAAAAACGACAGCAUCGAGAAUGCUUCAGCGCUAUCUGCGAUAAAAUCUAAUAUUUCAUUCGUGUGACACAUUGCGCGCGAACACAAAGCAAUAGUGCAUCAACGACUAUAAAAAACUCUGUAAUUGGGCAGCGAAUAUUCAGCUUUGCACGUAAUACUUGUUUGGAGCUGGCGUUCAACAAUUUCCGCUAGUCAAGAAAAAAGAAAAGGCGAACCUCUCGCCGUAUAAAAAAAAGUUACUCGAUGCAACCAGGAAGCUGCCGUCGCAGGACGGUUCACAAAUAAUUCAUCCUAAUUUACCGUUGGAGUGAUAAGAGCUUCAAAUCGGCGCAAAAGUGUGCUCGUGUGGUGUUAAAAAAAGGAGGCGAAACACGAAAAAGAGUGACGGAAUACCAGGAGAGUUACGCGAGACCUAGAUGGUGUGCAGCAUUGUCGUUUGUGUGAAACACACUCGUACACGCAACAAAGACAGUGUGUGCAACUGUAUAUACAGAUGGCACCACAUCGACAUCGUUCACUUUUCUUGAUAUGCAAGUAGAGCUACGCCCUCUCUGUGGAAAGAGGAGAGUAGCGGAGAGAUGAUUCCUUUUUCCUUUGGCGUAAUGCUUGAUUCCUGCGCUUCGGAGACAUUCCUGUGCAGCGUUACCUGUGUAGCACCAGCUGCUGCUGCUGUUUACCCGUAUGUGUUGUUUGCAUUUGACGAUGUACGCACCCAUCCUUGCCCGAGUGUCUGCUUAUGUACAAUGUUUAUAGACCUGGGAAAUAAAUUCAAGUUUGAUUGUG